CAUGGCCGCUCUCUGCUGACACUUGUGACACGUGGGCAGAAAUAAACAUUAAACCGCACGCGCACGACGGAAGCCCUGCAGGAGUUUACGGUCUCGUUAGAUCGCGCGCAUGAGCCUCAAACAGCCGCUCGCUGUAUUAACCAAACACGGCGGGGUCGCGAGAACGAUGGAGGAUCUGGAGCUGCUCGUGCUGAGAGGGACUCUGUCAGAGCGCGAGAUGUCUGCGUGCGACGUCUUCCACACCGCAGAUGGAGGUCCUUUGCUUCGGUUGCUCUUUGAGGGUGAUUUCGAGGCCGUGCUCCUCAGUUCCCCGGUGCUGAGGCUGCUGGAUGGUGAUGGGGAAGCGUCUGAGAGCAUCGAGGCGUACCUGGAGCAGCGCGUCCUCACCUACCUGGCCGACGCCCCCGAAGACCAGGCAUGUGACAGGGAGACUGCUGUCUUGUCCUUGGCCGUGUCCUGUCUCAGUCUCUUUGUUCAGUCUAACUGGACAGGGCCUGCGUUCGUCCUGCGUGUGUCUGACCUCCUGCCUGCAGGACUCCUGCGCCAUUACUCAGAGGCCGGGGCGCUGACCUCAGCGCUGCUGUCCAGUCUUCUGCUGGAUGGGGACAGUGUGUACGGGCUGGUGUCCAACCCCCUUCUCCUGCUGCUGGCGCGAGUGCUUCUCGUCAGCUGUGCCGCAAAGCUGGAACACCUGCAGCUGCUGCCCUGGUGGACUUUGAGAUAUGCAGCUUUGCAUCAGCAGGUUCUGGCGGAAAGAUCCCCACAACUCCUCAGCCUAGCAAAGAGCUGCAUGGACAAAGUGUGUGUGCGUGACCUGCUCACUGGCGGAACGCACCGGAAACUGGCUGUGCUCUUUCACCUGGAGUGUAGCUACACCUGCCUGACCUACUACGAGUACCGCAACGCUAAAGACCACCUACAAAAAGCACGCGAUCUCUCAGGACUUGAAAUCAACAUGACGGGUGCUCUGGGAAAGAGAACCCGUUUUCAGGAGAGUUGCAUUGCUCAGCUCAUCCUCAGCGUUAAAAGGAAGGAAGAUUCACCUGCCCGGCUCGAUGGUGACCUCUCACCUGCACCAACGCCCACAGAGCUCCUGCCAAAGGACCACCAGCUGAACGAUGACACAUUGCUAAACCAGAUGACCCUGGCGGAGCCGCAGGAGCACCAGCUGCCACAGCUGACUGCAGAGGAGCAGGCGCUCGUCUUGGCAGUGUGCACAGACUUCCAGAAGAAUAAUCCGCUCCACAAACUAAACGAAGAGGAGCUCCUGGCCUUCACAACCUGUUUGCUGUCUCAGCCCAAGUUCUGGGCCGUGGAGGUGACGUCACUGUGCCUGAGGACCAAACUGGAAAGGUCCAGCUCACGGAGGGUGGAGAGAGCGAUGAUGCAGACGCAGACGCUGGUGGACUUCUUCAGUGAGAAGACGUGUCCAGUACAGGAGAGACUGAAGAUCUUCUACAGCUGCCAGGCACCACCACACUGGAGCAUACAGAGACAGUUAGCCACUCUGCUAACAGAUCUGGGUUUGACUAGCUCUGCUUUGCUGAUCUAUGAAAGACUGGAACUCUGGGAGGAUGCUGUCGUCUGUCUGGAGAGGAUAGGCCAGCACGGCAAGGCAGAGGAGAUCCUGAGACGUGAGCUGGAGAAGAAGGCGACUCCGUCCCUCUACUGCCUGCUGGGAGAUGUAGUGAAGGACCCUCAGUACUACGACCAGGCCUGGGAGCUGUCUGGACAGCGCAGUGCCCGCGCCCAGCGCUCCCGCGCCUUGCACCACCUCCGCAACAAAGACUUCCAGCAGUGUGUGGAGUGUUUUGAGCGCUCAUUACGCAUCAACGCCAUGCAGUUGGGGGUGUGGUUCUCUCUAGGUUGUGCGUAUUUUGCGUUGGAGAAUUACGAUGGAGCAGCUAAAUCCUUCCAGAGGUGUGUGGGGCUGGAACCAGACAACUCUGAGGCCUGGAACAACCUGUCCACAGCCUACAUCAAACUCAGGAAGAAGGAGAAAGCCUUCCACACCCUGCAGGAGGCACUCAAGUGCAACUACGAACGCUGGCAGAUCUGGGAAAACUUCAUUGCCGUGUGUGUCGAUGUGGGCGAGUUUGCCGAGGCCAUCCGAGCCUACCACCGCCUGCUGGACCUGAAAGACAAGUACCAGGAUGUGGAGGUCCUGGAAAUCCUAGUACGGGCAGUGGUGGAAAACCUCGCCGAUCGCCGUGGCAACCAUGCGUCUAAUCUGAGGGGUAAACUGCAGGAGCUCUUUGGCCACAUCUCCGCCCGAUGCAGCACUGACGCCAAAAUAUGGAAGCAGUAUGCCUGUCUCUAUGGCAACGGAUACAGCGACAACAAAGAGGACAAUGCAAAGGCGCUGCAGUUCCUGUCUAAGGCCCACCGGUGUGAGACACAGACAGCAGGUUGGGAGAAAGAACCUCACACCUUCAGAACUGUGCUGAGAGGAGCCAUGGAAAUGGGCACUGUGUCUAUCAGCUGUAGCAGGGAACGCAGUAACCCCAGGGAGGCACUACAGCUGCUCUCUUCUGCACGGCUCAGUCUGAAGAGUGUGGCCACCAAAGCCAGACAACUCUACACGGAUGUGACCACGGGGGAACUCCAGGACAGCCUCCAGAAUGAUGUGUCCGAACUGGAGCGGUUGAUCUCAGAGCUGCAGGACCUGAGUGCUCAGCUGCGCAGCCAAUUAGAAUAGCCUCGUGUUUUUUCUUCCUGCCUUUGACUCGUUUUAUACAGUGAUUUGGCAUUUAAAUAUGUUCCACUUAAUCCAGAUUUAAAAAUACUCAGAUUAAACCUGAAUCACACUAGUCAGGGUGAGUCAGAGUUCAAACCCUUUUCCUGUGUUUGGGACCCACCUAAAGUACAGAGAUCUUUAACAUCAAAUGGACAGUGUUGAGGUCAGUGCAGAAGUUUAAAUAAUGUUGCUGGGCUCACCUGUAGCAGAGUAAAUGUGCUACACACACACACACACACACACACACACACACACACACACACACACACACACACACACACACACACACACACAGAGUCAUGUCCACAAAGCGCUGAAGGGUUGGUGUGGGUUGAGGUCUCAGCUGAGCACAUCACAGGCAUAUGAGAUCAUAUAAACUUGUGCAUAUGGAAGCAUUUGAUCAGAGACACAGCCAUAGUGAUCUGUGAUCAGUUAGUGAACACAGUCAUCGGUUCAGAUCUCCGGUACACACUGUCUUCAUCAUGCCUGUCUCCUCAGUGCCACCCACUUCCUGCUUUGUCACACUAGCCAAUUAGCUGUGUUGCGGUCAGUAAACUCUCAGUUGCACUGAGGAAAAGUCUAUGUACCCAAAAUCCAUGUUGUACCAGACGAAGACCUUAACCUCCCAAAGACCCAGACGUCAAGAGUUCCACACAUGACAACUGUAAGACUUUCCAUCUGAUAAUAAAUCAUCUUCAGUUUGUAACAUGUG
Messenger RNA from Electrophorus electricus (electric eel), 3449 nucleotides. RefSeq names its product tetratricopeptide repeat domain 27 (gene ttc27). The record is from RefSeq and is a predicted model, not a curated record. Gene Ontology annotation, molecular function: protein binding. Lineage: Eukaryota; Metazoa; Chordata; Actinopteri; Gymnotiformes; Gymnotidae.